Molecule: messenger RNA, 1074 nt
Organism: Paramuricea clavata
Lineage: Eukaryota; Metazoa; Cnidaria; Anthozoa; Malacalcyonacea; Plexauridae
Source: the annotation of a GenBank genome assembly
AUAUUGCAAAUAUUUUUAGAUCCUAUUCCAUCAGAUGAAAUUAAAUGCUAUAUUCACGGUGUGUCGAAUGUUAAAAGCUCUGGAAAAACCAACUAUUUCAGUUGCCAGUUACAAACGGAAUCGUCCGGAGUGGUUCGCGCUGUUUGCUUUUCCCCUGAGAAGAGACAGGUACUUGAACAGUACGAAGAAAAAAAGUCGCCAGUAAAGCUGUCGAAGUUUCGAAUAAACGAGAAAGAAGGCAGCAAAGAUGUUAUCAUCAACAAGUAUACGAAUGUGAUUAAAGCUGAAGAGACUGCAGAGUUCAAGUGCACCCCGCUGCCCAAUUCAUGUGUGCUGGCAAUUUCGUCUGUAAACCAAGUGGCAACGGGUCAGUUGGUUAGUCUCCGUGCAAAAGUGGCUCAGCUAUCUUCUGUGAAAGUGAUCAACACCACAAUGGGUCCUCUGCGAAAGCAAGAAGCACAAGUUGUUGAUAAGACGGGCUGCAUUAAGCUAAUCCUUUGGGAAGACGAGGUGGAUGUGUUGGACAUUGAGAAAACGUACGUGAUGAAAAACAUUCGAGUGAAGCAAAACCAAGGAGAAAAGUAUGUGAACACCGCGAAAGGUGAAAAAUUCUUGUACGAGGAAACAGAAGCGUAUGACGAAGUAGUCGAAGUUGAAGAUUACGAAUGCCCAAGCGAAGCACAGAUUUUCGGGACUGUUGUUGGGGUGAGAAACGUGGCAAAGUAUUAUUCGUGUUUUUCCUGUUCCAAAAAAGUUAUUGUUGAUGCAAGAGGGAAAAUUGGCAAUUGCUCUUCGAAGUCGUGUAACAUGGUGCAGAAGGUAUCUUCGUGCAACAGUCAAUGGUUUAUGAAGGUAAUGAUUCAACCAGAAGAUACAACUGAGGAAACGGUUGCUUUAUCAGCUUUCCACGAGGGUGUUUGCAAACUAGCAUCGUUGUCAGAAGAUAUUAUUAGCGUCGCGUCAGCCUGCGAAGACGAGUUAGUGCGAUGCAUUCUAUCUGUUGACAAAGUAAAGGUAACUUACGAGGCGGGACAAAACAAGCUAAUUGAUUGUGAACUAGCAACGGACAAUUGA